AUGCGCCCGCCGGCGAAGGGAUCGCCGGGACCCGCCGGCGCGCCUCCAGCGGACGGGCCUGCGGAGACAGGCCCGUCGAGCCCCAGAGCGGAGCCAGUGGCGGCGACCGUGGCCCAGGCCUUGGCGGAGACUGCGGGCUUCGCUGCGCCCAUGCUCGCGAGCAGUGCGAUCGGCGCGACAGCCGUGAACGAAGAUGCUGCAGUUCGGGCGACGUCUGAGGAGCCUGGACAGGCAGCUGGCGUGGAGGCCGGGGGCGAGGGAAAGAAACUUUUUUCAGCGAGUGGCGACGCGAAUGCUCGAGAUCGAAGAGCCACGGACGCGUUUGAAGUCGAGGCCGAAGGAGAGCCCAGAGGCAAGGCGCAUACCGCAGAGCCCCGUGGGGACUACGCGCCUGUUUCAGGCGGAGAGGAAGGACAAAAGACAAGCACGUCUCUCCUCGCACCGUACACGUAUGCGACAAAAACCGACUUUCUGCUGCUGGUAGCUGGCAUCCUCUUCAGCAUCGGUGGCGGCUCGAUGAUGCCCAUUUUCAUGUCUCUAUUUGGAGAUAUGUUGAACGAACUUAACACCACGCUGGACAUGAACCACGUCUGCACACUCAUGGUUGCUGUUGCGGCUGCGUCCUUCGUCACGUCUUGGGCCUCCGCAUCGUGCUUUGAGUUCGUCGCAGAUCAGCAAGUGGCCCGAAUCAAACUCCGAUACUUUAGCUCUAUUCUUCGACAGGACAUGGCGUACUUCGACUUGAACGACGCUGGGACUCUCCCCACAAGGCUCGAGUCAAACACCGUCACAAUCCGCAACGCAAUCGGCAUCAAGCUCGGCAUGAUGAUCCAGUUCUCGACGGUGGCGAUUGGGGGACUUGUUCUAGGCUUCAUCCGCAGCUGGAAAUUGACGCUUGUCACUCUGUCUGGCCUCCCCAUCCUCGUGAUUCUCGGCGCCGUGCUGGGCCACUGUCUCGGCAGAGCGGAAAAAGAAACGAUGCCGAAAUACAAGGAGGCAGGCAGCCUGUGUGAAGAGGCGCUCCUCGGCAUCCGGACAGUUGUCGGACUGCGAGGCGAGGAAAGGACCGCCAACGAGUACAAGAAAAAGCUCUACGAAGCCGAGAAGGUCGGCGCGUACUGGAGCUUCUGGUCUUCUCUCUGCAUCGGCGCUCUCAUGGCAACGAUCUUUCUCCUCUUCUCCUUGGGGUUCUGGUACGGCGGAAAGAUGGUCGCGGACAGCGUUCAGGAAGCCCUAGGAGAUGAAGAUCCUCCCGACGAAGACAGCGAUCCGUCGGAGUGGCCGCAGCCGGCGUUCCGCGGCGGAGAUGCAAUCACUGUCUUCUUCGCCGUUAUUCAGGCCUGCUUCGCUGUCGGAAACAUCGUCCCAAGCAUCACUGCUUACUUGAAAGGCACUGCGGCGACUGCAGACAUGCUGGCGGUGAUUGAACGCAAGUCCCCGAUCGACCCGCUGAGCUCUGAAGGAAAAAGAGACGUGGCCCUACAGGCAGACAUCCGCUUCGAGAACGUCGUCUUUUCGUACCCUGCGCGAAAGGAGAAGAAAAUCUUCAAUGGGUUGAACCUGACUCUCCCCGCAGGCAAGACCAUUGCCCUCGUCGGCACUUCAGGCAGCGGCAAGUCGACAAUUGUCCAGAUGCUCCAACGCCUGUACGACCCUGACGAGGGGCGUAUCCUCAUCGGCGACACGCCUAUCAAGGACAUCAACAUUCAGUAUUUGCGUUCGCAACAGGGGAUUGUUAGCCAAGAAGCGAAGCUGUUCUCCAUCUCGAUCGGCGACAACAUCGCCCUCGGCGCAGACCACCCCGUCACGCAGGAGGAGAUCGAAGAGGCAGCCAAGAAGGCGAACGCCCACGAUUUCAUCUCGCAGUUCCCCGACGCGUAUCGAACAGACUGCGGCCUAUUCGGCGGUCAGCUAUCAGGGGGCCAGAAGCAGAGAAUUGUGAUUGCGCGAGCGAUGGUCCGGCAACCUCCCAUCUUGAUCUUUGAUGAAGCGACAUCUGCACUCGACACCGUCUCCGAGCGGGUCGUCCAGGAUGCCCUAGACAACUUGAUCAAGACGACGCAGGCGACGACGAUCAUCGUGGCCCACCGCCUGACCACGAUUCAGAACGCGGACCAAAUCAUCGUGCUCGACGGCCGCGCCGGCACGGGCUCCGAAGUGGUCCAGAUCGGGACGCACGCGUCACUGAUGGCGCAGCCGGAAGGCCUGUACUAUCAGCUGGUCCAGUCUCAGCUCGUGGGGCUGUCACGGGAAGUGGAGGAAGCGCAGGGCGCUCCGCCGCCUGCCUACGAGCGCGACUUGACCGGGGAGAUGAUCUCGCGCCACAUCUCUGCGCGGCUGUCCAUGUCUUCGAAGCGAAGCUUCGCGUCCGUCGUGCAGAAGGCCUCUUCCAAGAAGAGUCUCCGCGAGAUCGCAAGCAACCUUUCCGCGGGAAUGCAGGCAACGCCUCCGCCCGGGGCGUUCGCGGCCUUCCGGAAACGCGUCGCCAGUUUCCUCCAGCUGCGCAGUCUCUCGCUUCUCCGUCCGUGGUGGCCGUUCUGCAUCGGCGCACUUUUCGUGGCGAUCUGCUCGGGGGCCACGUACCCCGUCUUUGGCGUGAUCUUCUCAAAGUUCGUGAAGGUCUACUAUUUUCCAGAUCCCGAGAAAAUCCGAGACGAAUCUUCGUUCUGGAGCCUGAUUUUCAUCGCGCUCGCGGGGUGGCAGCUAGUCGUGGAAAGCUGCAAAUUCUUCGCGAUUGAAGUUAGCGGCUACAAACUCGUUUCUCUCCUUCGAGGCCAAACGUUCACCAACACCAUUCACCAGGAAGUUGGCUUUUUCGAUCGACAAGAAAACAAUGUCGGAUACCUCACGGGGGUUCUCUCCAGCGACGUUCUUCUUGUCAAGACAGGAAGUGCGGGCAACACGCUCGCCAUGACUCAAAGCCUGUCCGCUGUCGUCACCGGCAUCAUCAUCGCGUUCCUCGGAGACGCCCGCCUGGCUGCUGUCGUCCUCGCCUGCUUCGUUCUGAUCCUCCCCGCCACUGCUGCCCAGUCGCGCAUCUCAGCUCCGAAAAGUGACGGAGUCGACAAGAAAGCAGAGAAUGUGGAGGAUCGCGACACUGCAGCCUUCGUGAUGAGCGAAGCGCUCAACGGCAUUCGCAUCGUUUCCGCCUUUGGCCUGGAGCCGUAUUUCACCGAGAGAUACAGCAAUGUUCUCCUUAAAACGUUGAAAGAAGAAGAACGCUCUGCAAUCCUGCUCGGACUUUUCUGGGGCUUCAGCCAGGGAGCCCAGUACGCCGUGAAUGCGCUGAUCUUCUGGUACGGAGGCAAGCUGAUCGAGACCGAAGGGCUAAGUGCAGUGGACAUCAUGCAGACCACUUUCGCUCUCAUGUUCGCGGGGUCUUCGAUCGGCCAGACAGUCCUCUUCUCCUCUGACGCAGGAAAGGCCGAGAAGGCUUCGGAGCGCAUUUUCUACCUGAUCGAUCGCCCGUCGAAAAUCGAUUCUCGAGACCCAGGCGGGAAAGUCAUCGACGCGAAAGACUUCAUGGGACACGUUCGAGUCGAGGAAAUCAAGUUCCGGUAUCCCUCCCGCCCGAACAUUCCGGUGUAUCGACGGCUGUCCUUCGAGAUGAAGCCAGGCGAGACAGUGGCGCUUGUAGGGGCUUCUGGCUGCGGGAAAUCCACGGUUGUUCAGCUCCUCGAGCGAUUCUACGAUUUAGACGGCAACACUGCUGUCCCCGCGGGCUCGGGUUCCGGAAAAGCGGACGCGCGCAGCCCGAAUUGGACUGCCGAGCAGGUCGACAGAGAAAUGAACAACGGCAGAAUUACGCUGGACGGAACGGACAUCCGAGACGUAAACAUUAAAUCCCUUCGCUCUCUCAUGGGCCUGGUUGGACAGGAACCCGUUCUGUUUAGCAUGUCUGUCGAGGAGAACAUCCGCUAUGCCAAGCCUGAUGCCACGCGAGAAGAAGUAGUGCAGGCGGCUAAACUUGCCAAUGCCGAUGGCUUCAUUUCGACCUUCCCUCACGGAUAUGAGACGCAAGUCGGAAAAGGCGGAAGUCAGCUCUCGGGUGGCCAGAAACAAAGAAUCGCUAUCGCACGGGCUCUGCUCACACAGCCUCGAAUGCUGAUUUUGGAUGAGGCAACGUCCGCCCUCGACGCUGAAAGCGAGCGCGUUGUUCAGGCCACCCUGGACAACGUUAUCGCGACGAAGGAUCGGGUGACUCUCAUGAUUGCCCAUCGGCUUUCCACCGUUCGAGACGCCGACAAAAUCGUCGUCCUUAGCAACGAAGACAAAUGCGGAAGCCAAGUUGUGGAGGUGGGGACGCACGACGAGCUUAUGAAGAUUCCCAAUGGGGUGUACCGACACCUGGUGAAGGUUGCAGAAGGAAAGAACUGA
Molecule: messenger RNA, 4377 nt
Organism: Neospora caninum
Lineage: Eukaryota; Apicomplexa; Conoidasida; Eucoccidiorida; Sarcocystidae
Exons: 33
Coding region: 1-4377 (1458 amino acids)
Biological process (GO): transmembrane transport
Cellular component (GO): membrane
Molecular function (GO): ABC-type transporter activity; ATP binding; ATP hydrolysis activity
Source: RefSeq, a predicted model, not a curated record